UCCGUUGAUCAAAUAAUCAUUCAAAGAACAUUUUGUAUAUAUUGUCAAAUAAAAUUAGUAACGUAAAUCAAAAUAUACAACAAUUGAAACUAAAAAUUAAAGAAUAACUUAAUCAUAAAUAAGUUUAGUUAUAUGAUAAAUAAAUAUAUAUUAAAAUAUUUUUAAUAAUAUAAAUUAAUUGAACUAGUGAUUUAUCCUAAAAUCAUGGAAAAUGUAAUAAAUAAGCGAAAUCAAUUCUUAAAUAAUAGUAUAGAUAGAUAGUUUAAAUUAAAUUACAUUUUGUAAAUAAAAACCAAAAAUAUCCUUGAGAAGUCUGUAGAUAUUAAUAUACUGUUGUUAUUGUUACUGAUUUGAUGAGAGUUAAUUUUUACAACUUAAACUGUAAAAUUUAGUUAUAAUAAACAAACUAUAUAUUAUAUAUAAUAUAAAUUAGAUAAAAAAAAUAACAAAAAGUAUAUCAACUCUCAAACUAAAUUUUACAAAAAAAAAAAAGAAUUCCACACUUUAGAAGCGUGGAUUAGAAUCUAGUUUGUAAUAUUAAAAGCAAAUCUAAGCAAUUUUAAAAAGUUGCUAUUUUAAUUAAUUAAUAUUUUUUUGAGAAAACGAUUCUGACUUUUGUCAUUUGUAUCCUAUUUUAUAAGCUAAAAGAUUAAAUUCGAAAAGUAAUUUUACAAUAACUAGUUUUCCCUCUCCACAAGAGUGUAUGACAUUGGUUUUACAUGAAUAAGUUUCCAAAUUGUUUUUACAAAAUACGUUUUUUAUGUAAAUAUAAUAUUAUUUAUCAUUCUUUGUGUAUAUAGUGAUUAUUCUAGUCAAUUUUUUUUUUGUUUUUGAUCAUUCUAGUCAAAUUUUAUAAUACUACAAAACUAUUUUUAGAUUUGUCCAUCAAUUAAAAUUCUAAAAACGGUUGAGAUAAUUGUGGGAAUGGUUGAGAUUAUUUUUAUCUACAUAGAUAAAUGCUAAAACCGUAAACAGAGGUUCAGUUUUGACCGUCUCAACAAAAAAAUGGAUAAAAAGGAAUCGAUAAGCCCUGAUUCGAAUCGUUAGUUUUCAGUCGAUAAAAAAAUUAGAGGCUACAAUGACUGACCGUGUUAUCCGUCACACAAAGAGACUACCACAGUCUAGAUGUUCCCCUUUCACUAAUGGGACUACUGAUGAUGUCAGCAAAGAGAAGGAGCAGAAAGAAGAAGCUGUGCGACUCGGAGUUGAGCUCUCCCUCUUUAUGGCUGAAGCAAUGUUCAUAUUAUCCGAUGACAGACGUUCUAUGACGUACUUCUGUUUUUUGACAUUGUUUAAAACAAAGAUGGAUCGUCGUGGUCCCGCGGUAAGACGAUUGUACCGUGUCAUACAACAAGUGUAUGCAACAUAUAUCAAACCCAAGAAUCUCGUCUACAUCGAUGGCGGAAAAUCCACUCAAUCAAAACUGAUGGGGACGUUUCGACAAGAUUUUGUUUCUGCCAUCAGAGGUUUAGCUCACAUUGUUUCCACUCUCGAAAUUGGUUGCCUGGUGAAACCGUCUGUUUUUGAGCAAUACAACCAAGAGCUGAAGAAGCUAGAGGAGAAUUUGGGGUCUGUCAAGGAUGUUUCAGAGGCAAAUGGGUUUGCUAGGGAAGCAAUAGAGUCUGAGAUUCUUCCCCGGUGGAAGUCUCUCUUUGAAACAAAUUCUCAAGUGAUAAAACUUGAUAAGACUAUUAAUAGGGAGCUACUUAGGCCUCUCUUGAACGAAUUGAACAAGGAGAUUUGUGCUCGUAGUCUUAGGGGCUAUUAUUGGUUUGUGAGUUUAGAAGAUUUUUGAUGAUUUUUAUUGUAAAAACAAUUUAACUAAUUUUAAAAGAAUUUAGAUUUUCUUAAAAUA
Molecule: messenger RNA, 1855 nt
Organism: Brassica napus (rape)
Lineage: Eukaryota; Viridiplantae; Streptophyta; Magnoliopsida; Brassicales; Brassicaceae
Exons: 3
Coding region: 1079-1795 (238 amino acids)
Source: RefSeq, a predicted model, not a curated record